Messenger RNA from Hordeum vulgare subsp. vulgare (domesticated barley), 1081 nucleotides. RefSeq lists its product as uncharacterized. The record is from RefSeq and is a predicted model, not a curated record. Bases 139 to 702 code for a protein of 187 amino acids. The transcript is spliced from 2 exons. Lineage: Eukaryota; Viridiplantae; Streptophyta; Magnoliopsida; Poales; Poaceae.
UGCUCUAAAUCGGGUGCAGAUGCUCUAACACCACAGUCAACUGUUGACACCCGUCCCCACCGCCAGCCGAAGCCCAUCCGGUCGGCGUCACGACUCACGCGGCCUCCGCGCUACACUACGCCACGCCACCUUCCCCCGAUGAGAGCCGCAGCCACAUCCACAGCCAUCUCCCUCCUCUCGCCCUACCGCUUCCGGACCUCCGCUCCCGCCAGCCUCCCCUACCGCCCGGAGGCCGCACGCUCGCCCGCCGCCGUCGAGCCCCCGGCCCCGCCGCUCUCCAAGUUCAAGGUGGCGCUGUGCCAGCUCUUGGUGACGGCGGACAAGGCUCGCAACAUCGGGGGGAUGGCGGCGAUGGCGCGGCGGGGUGCGGCGCUAGCGCUGGCGAUGGCGCGGAGGGGUGCGGCGCUAGCGCUGGCGAUGGCGCGGAGGGGGAUGUGCUCCGCCUCGGCGCCCGCGGGGGAGCACGCCGCGGCGACGCUGUCCUCGGAGGAGCUCAUACGGAUGGAGCAGGACUGCAGCGUGCACAAGUACGGUGAUUGCUUUGCUUCUAGAUCAGCACCCUCUCCCCCUCCUCCUCGCACGCCUUCUGCUUGCGUAAAUGUCUCAGUGCCAAAUUCUGUUGUGUCGAUCAUUUCUCCGACCGUAUGUUCUUCUUCGGCACUUCGUCUUCAUAUAGCGCCCGCGGUUCCGCAGGUAGAGUAAUCGAUCACCAAAUUGGGCUUGCAGAGACAUUCUUCAGCACAUUCUCGCAUGCCAAUUUUGUGAUGUUUGUUUAUUGCUACUGGUACCGACUGUAUACACAUGCUGCAGUUUAUGUAUACAUCGUAGCAGUGACAGCGACUCAAAGCUGUCAUCGUAGCAGUGACAGCGACUCAACGGAGUUGGGGGCUAGCCAUCGAUCCCAUCUAGGGUCCUUAGGCGCCGCCAUCAUCGGAUCUUCUAGGCCACGGCAAGGCAUCAGAUCUUUUAGUUAAUUUUUGAAGGAUACUGCAGGUUGUUUUGCAAGGAACAUGUAUAAGAUCAGAAGAGAAACAGCGGAUGCCAUAAUUCUUCAGAAGUAUGCAAGAAGGUUACUGUUAGA